AGUUUUAUCGUUUGUUUUCUUAGAGAUGGUAAAGCUGGAGGUUUAAGAAGUUACAUGUUUAUUAGUAUUGAAGUAAUUUAUUAUUCUGAGGUGACAGUUUGGUGAUGACCUUGACCUCAAGUGAUUCUGUAGUGAAUUAAACGAUUAUAAUGAAGUUUUGAGCGGUACAACAGCGCGCGUUCGCGAGGUUCCUGUGUUUUGUGUCGGGUCGCGCGCGACUCAAUGUGCACAGCAUCGAAAUCAUUUCCAUCUAAAUGUUUAUUUUAUUUAUGUUCGAAUGUAUUUUUACCCCAAAAAACAAAGGUGACCACCUUUUGACACCGUAAGACUUCCAGUGGUCAGAAAUGGACAAGUACACAGCAUAUGUAUGGCCACGUCUGGAGCCCUUCCUCGUCGGGGUGCUUCCCGCCACACCUCCAAGCAAAUUCAGCAUGCAUUAUCUGCGCAAGAUGGCCAGUUAUGUCCGGACACGGGAUGGCUGCUUCCCCAGGCUUGGUUGGCAAAUGUGGCGACACAUCGCUUGUGGCAAACUGCAGCUUGCAGAGGAUCUGGCUUGGCUCUAUUUUGAAACUUUUGAUCUGUUGAUGCCACGCUCUGCCGAGCAGAGAUUAGAGUGGGCAGAAGCUCUGUCUCAAUGCCACACUCAGAAGGAGCUUGACAGGCAACGUUGUAAGCUGUCAGUAGACACUCUGCAGUUUCUACUGUUCCUAUAUUUACAACAACUGAAUCGAAUCUCUCUCCGCACGUCACUGAUUGGAGAGGAAUGGCCGAGUCCCCGAUCACGAUCGCCCUCAUCUUCUUCUUCUGAGAGAGAUGCCAAAAUUAGUUCCCAAAAUAAGAACUGGGAUGUUCAGGCUCAUCUUACUUUUAUUCAAACACACCUGCCUGAGCUCUUGGAACUGCUGGUGGAGCCAGGACAGCUGAGCAGUUCAGGACAGGUUUUGCGUGACAGCCACCUCACUUCAGAGGCUGUGGAGAGCCUCAGUCUUCUUCUGGAAGGAUCUGUGAGCCACAGCCGUACAGUUCAUCCAGUCCACAAGCUCCUCAGUCGCUCACAGCUGCAGUCCCAGGCGGGAUUCUCGAAACUCAGUUGUUCCUACUCUCUGCAGCAGUUCCAGGACUUUUUGCGUCAGGCCCUUUGCCUCAACCCCUUUGGCAUUUCCAACUGCUCACAAUCGGGCAAGAAACUGUCAUGGGCCUUGCAAGUAGAGGGCACGCUAAAGAAAGCCAAAAUAUUUCGAAACACCCAUGCAGCUCCUCCAGGAAGUCGACUGGUGGUCAUGUCGCAGGUCUGCAAACAGACAUUGGCCAAGGACUCUGAAAAGCUGAAUGAUGUCAACAUCAAACUCCACCGCUGCAGUGAGGCAUUCAUCUACCUUCUCUCUCCUCUGUGGUCUGUGACCCUGGACAAGUGCAGAAACAGUACACUAGUUCUGGGGCCGGUAAGGACCAGCGUCCACAUUCAGAGCUGUGAGAAUGUCCGUGUUGUUUGUGUGGCCGGUCGUCUGACCAUAGGAGGCUCCUUCAACUGCACAAUUCACUCCCUCACUCCAACUCGACCCCUUCUCCUUCCUGGAAAUGCGUCUCUCACUUUGGGCCCCUUUCACACACAGUACCCCACCCUAGAAGACCACAUGGCGAGUGCAGGUUUAGCAGUGGUUCCCAAUUUAUGGAACCAGCCUCUGCUGUUUGGAGUCGAGGGUUCAGCUCCAGAUACAGGCUGCUACCGAAUCCAGCCCCCUUCUGAGUUUUAUCCACUAGUGAUUCCCUUCCAAAUGGAUGGAGAUAACUGCGAGAUCCCUUGCAGCCUGCCGGAAGAUUUCCAGAAGGCCUUGGAGAGCCGAGAAAAGACCAUAGAGGAGUGGCAGAAGACUGUCAAGGAUGCACACUUGAACAAGGCUCAGCGACGGCAGUUUCAGGCCUUAGUGGAGCAGAAGUUCCAUGAAUGGCUACUUGAGACGGGUCAAAGACAAGAGCUGGACAGCCUCCUCCCUCCUACCAUCACCCCAUCCAGCUCUGCAGAGCACUGGUCUUCCAACCAGAACACACUUAAAGAACAAACGCAUGAACAACCAACGGGAACUGUUUGCUAAGAAAAUGGCUUAACGUUCAAAACCCCUUUAGUUCUCACAGAAGCAUUAGCAAUCUUCUGUUACGAAGGCUGUCCAUAUAGAAAGCUGGAUCUGGAUCUGAUGAGGACAUUGUGUCCUGUCACAUUAUUGAUGUCUAGAGAAAUCUAUGCUGGAUUAGUUUGUAGAGGUGCUUUUGUGUGUAGUGUUGCUGCUGGUGUCUGAUUUCGCUGUUUUAGCGUUAUGUUACUGCCCAUUAUAGGACACCAGUGAUUCCACAGGUUGACAUGCAAGAGAAUAUCACCAUAAGAGUCGUUAUUUUAUGAAAACAGGAGUACUGCUUUCGUAUGAAUUUAGAUGGAACAAGGAUGAGUUGUGUGUAGGCAUGUGUUGACAAAUGUUAUGCUCGGUUGGUACGUGACAUACACUUACUUGAAAAGUUUGCAGUUGUUGUCUGCUGAAAUCUCACGGCCAGUAUGAAUGUUUGUAUUUCUCCUUUGCUGUAUGUUUGUUCACAAUGCCUUACACUGUGUAAUUGCACUAUUAUUGUAUCUUCACAAUACAGAUUCCACAAAUGCUGUCACUUAAAA
Molecule: messenger RNA, 2659 nt
Organism: Danio rerio (zebrafish)
Lineage: Eukaryota; Metazoa; Chordata; Actinopteri; Cypriniformes; Danionidae
Gene: tbccd1
Product: TBCC domain containing 1
Cellular component (GO): centrosome; spindle pole
Source: RefSeq, marked validated